GGAAACGCCUCUCUCUCUCUCUCUCUCUUCCAUACUGUCCUCUGCAACUCCCACACCAUGCAUAGGUCUGUUGUAAUACCACACUCCCACUCUAUAUUUUUAAUUAAAGAAGAGCUAAACUUGUCACAGUCAGAAUCCAUUUCUUUUCUGCUGCAAAGUUCCAUUUGGUCUGUUCUUUGUUUUUCGUCUCUGUUUAUCUUGCCGGUUCUCCUCUACAAUAGCAGAUGAUCCCAAAUUCAAACCACUACCACCUACUGCAUUUAACCUCCUUUUACUCUUCUUGUUUUCCUGUUCAACCUUCCCAUUCCUUUUCCGCUUCCCUUGCCCCAAACCUGACUUCUUGUUCUCUGAGAGAGGCUUCCUUUUCCUCUUCCUCUUUAGGGCUCCAUCUUCAGCCUCUCCCUUGUGAAAUCAAAUCUCUGGACUAUUCAACAUAGAGGCUUUGAAGAUCCAAAGAUCUCGGAUUCUUUGAAAUUCGAGAGGGAUCAGAGUUAAGUUCUCAUUGAUAGCUGUGAGUCUAGAUGGUCCACAUGCUACUCCAAUUGCUGGGGGAGGCAUCCAAAUGUUCCUAGGUUCAGAAGGAGUACAAAAAGUUCCUACAGCCACCAUUUCAAGCAUUCCCAAAAUAAGUCCCUUGAAGAAAACAAGUAACAGAUUCCUCAUCAAUUCAUACCCCCUUUUUCGGUUAAAUAUCUUGGCUAUGCGCAACCCAAGGAGUCCUGUUUUUGCAGGCUGCCUGGCAUCUUCAGUUCUGAUGACUAUUCUUUCUGUUCUUGUUGGUUGGGCAGCUCCAAGCCUGAUUUCGCGUAAAUGGGCACAUCACACAACCACCUUACUGUUUUUCAUAUUUGGGCUUUGGUCUUUAUGGGAAGGAUUCACUGAAGAUGGGGAUGAAGAUGAGUUAGAGGAGGUUGAAGAAAAAUUAGCUGCUCAGAAUGCUAACUUAAGGGGCAAUGGAGGAAAAGCAAAAGGCAGUAGCAAGGCAGAUGACGAUUCCAAAAAGCAGAGAAAACCAUUUCUCACACACUUCUUCUCACCCAUAUUUCUAAAGGCAUUUUCCCUUACAUUCUUUGGCGAAUGGGGUGACAAGAGCCAGCUUGCUACAAUCAGUUUGGCAGCGGAUGAAAACCCAACAGGCGUAGUUCUUGGUGGGAUCAUAGGGCAAGCAUUGUGCUGUAUUGUAGCUGUCAUUGGAGGAAAGAGUUUGGCAUCUCGGAUAUCUGAGAAAGUGGUUGCAACUGUAACUGGAAUUCUAUUCCUAGUCUUUGGUGCCCAAUCCUUCAUAUCAACUGUUUGAGACAUGAGAGUUGGAAUCUCACUUAUGUGACUGUUCAUGUUGAGGAAGGCAGGAAGAAGCCAAUAUUCGUUCUCCAAAUAUGAUCCCUCCCCCAAAUUGAGAGUGUUUUGAGAGAGAGAGAGAGAGAGAGAGAGAGAGAGAGAGUUUUAGAUUCUUACUUUUAGUUGCAGACAAAGUUGAGGGUGUGAAACCCCUUUUCCUUAGGUUCCAGAUGCAUGCCAUUAUGAUUAUUAUUGUAGUAAAAUAGAAUUACUCGUAUUUAAUGGGAAUUUUUGAACUCUUUUGUGGUUGUAAACUUCACAUGAGGUACAAUCAAUUAUUGGUUUUUGGCGAGAA
Macadamia integrifolia is the source of this 1633-nucleotide messenger RNA. RefSeq names its product GDT1-like protein 5. Gene Ontology annotation, cellular component: Golgi apparatus. The transcript is spliced from 13 exons. NCBI's taxonomy places the organism in Eukaryota, Viridiplantae, Streptophyta, Magnoliopsida, Proteales, Proteaceae. The record is from RefSeq and is a predicted model, not a curated record. Gene Ontology annotation, molecular function: manganese ion transmembrane transporter activity; calcium ion transmembrane transporter activity. Gene Ontology annotation, biological process: calcium ion transmembrane transport; manganese ion transmembrane transport; Golgi calcium ion transport. Bases 563 to 1297 code for a protein of 244 amino acids.